Molecule: messenger RNA, 981 nt
Organism: Apis florea (little honeybee)
Lineage: Eukaryota; Metazoa; Arthropoda; Insecta; Hymenoptera; Apidae
Gene: Vps37B
Product: vacuolar protein sorting 37B
Biological process (GO): protein targeting to vacuole; protein targeting to membrane; ubiquitin-dependent protein catabolic process via the multivesicular body sorting pathway
Cellular component (GO): ESCRT I complex
Source: RefSeq, a predicted model, not a curated record
AUAUAAAUAUACUUACAUGUAGAUUGUGUCAAUAAAUGAAACGCAUAUUUUCAUAAAAUUUAUGUUAUUAAAAUCGUAUUAAAUCUUGAUAACUUGAUAUAUUAUAAAUAUAGAUGAUUGUAUAUUAUCGAUAUUAAAAUUUUUUUUAUGUGCAAAUCUUAAUGAAUAUGUUUUUAUACUAACUAUUAUAUAUAUCAAGAUGUUGAUUUUUUGUAACGUAAAUAAAUAAUUUCAUAAUCAUUCUAUUUAAAAAUAAAAUUUAAUUCAUGAAUAUAAUUAUAAUAACGGAACUAAUAAUUUUGAACAAUGUAUAAAUCAAAUCAAGAACCUGAUAUACCUGCAGCAUUAGGUCUAUUGUCACAUCUAACAAACGACGAACUAAAAGAAUUAUUAAAUGAUGAUUCAAAAUUCGAAGAUAUUGUGAAAGAUGUAAAACAGUUUAAAAAUUUAGAAACUGAAAAGGAAUUAUUAAUGGCAAGUAACACAUCUUUGGCAGAGUUUAAUUUAUCAAAACAACCUGAAUUACAAGAGGGUAAACAAAUAUUAAAAGAACUUAGUGAAAAAGGAAAUAGAUUAUGCAUAAGUGUAAAAGAAAAAUUAGAAGAAAUAAAAAAUAAAUCUGGGGAAAUGACUGCUGAUACUGCAUUAGAUUUAUUGCAAACAGCAGCAGCUGAAAUUGAAGAAGAAUCAGAAACCAUAGCUGAAAAAUUUUUGGCUGGAGAUAUAGAGGUCGAUGAAUUUUUAGAGCAAUUUUUAUCACGGCGUAAAUUAAUGCAUCUACGUAAAGUUAAAGUAGAUAAAUUAAGAGAAUUAAUAAGAAAAUCGCAUACUAUGACUAGUGGUCCUGGAUAUCCAAUUGCUAGUAAUUUUCAUAACUUAAUUCCUGCAAUUCCUUAUCCAACUGGACCUGUUUCAAUGCCAAUGCCUGUACCAUCAGGUUUAUCACAUUAUAGGCCAUAUUAAAUUAUAUCUGAUAUAGAA